AUGAGCCGUGGGGUCUCACAAUCAUGGGAUCAGAUACCUACACUCGUAUUGGGUAACAUAUAUGAAUAUCUCCAGCAGCGAGAUCGAUUGAACGCUUCGCAAACUUGUCGUCACUGGCGUGGGGUGCUUUUCCAAAAAAGAUUUUUCAACAAUUUUAAGUUCAAAUUGCACAUUAACAAUGAACGGCAGUGUAUAUUUUUUCGCCAAACAAUAUGUAAUCUGGCAAAAGAAGUUACCAUUAAAUUUGACUAUCUGAAUAUUUACCACAUAGUGAAAGUAAAAGGGAUCCUAUAUAAAAUUGCACGAUGUGAAAAUUUGCAAGGUUUGCAUUUUUCAACAAAUGCAGUCAACUUAACACCAACUGGCGAUAAAACGCCAGAAAGUCGUGCCAGCAUUGAAGAAUGCUUCAUAGAUCCUUUGCAAAAGUUUUUAAACCGUAAAAGAUUUCCAUGCCAAAUAUUGAAUUUGGGCUCAAUUGAAUCUCUUGGCAGCUACGCUGUAGAAAUGCUUAAAGCUUUAGGUAACCCUGAGGCCUUGGAACAACUAAUGUUGGCCUCAAUAAAGUUCAACUCUAAAGAAUAUGAAGUGCUUUACAUAGAGCCAGCUUUGUUGCAAAGAUGUUCUUCAUUGCAGAUUUUAUCAUUGGAUUACGAUAGUGUAAACGAGGAUCUUUUAAAAGCGCUGGAAAGAGUGCCGUUGAAAAAGUUUUUAAUCUGUAUACAUAGCUUGCAUCGUCAACAUCCUGGUAUUUCCGAUACAUCUUGGGCUAGUUUCGGUGCUAUAUUUCCCAAUAUAGAUUUGAUUGUAACAGUACUGUAUUCUCUUGAAGUAGCAGAAGUUCUACAUGUACGCAUACUCCGUCACCAUAUGCCAAUUACACAUUUGCGAAUGCUAUUUUGUGAAUAUAUGAAUCUUGAGGCCUUAGAUUGGAUGUCUGUAAAUAAUAGCAACACCCUAAAGAGUAUUCAGUGGUUAGAUUCUGCUUUUAAGGAUGCCGAUAACAAUUUUAUGGACAUCUUUUUGCGCUCCGGUCAAGAUCCGCUUGUAAUGAUGGCUUGGCGUUGUAAAAAUUUAGAGGAAAUCGUAAUACAUGGCUAUGUAUUGGAUCCACAUAAUAUUGUUGGCAUUUCACGUCUACGCGGCCAAACACUUAAACGCCUUGAAAUAUCUAUGAUCGAUAGAACUCCAACCGAAGCCAGUAUGGAAUCAUUUAUUGAGGAAAUCAAUACUUUACUUGGCCAAAAAUGGGCGCCACUCAAUCCAAAUAACUUACAUCCUGCGCUUGGCUAUUUGCAAGUGUCAGAAGACAUUCGUGAUGACUAUGUUUUCGAUCUCAUACGCCGUGAUUUGGGCUACUAGAAAUUAAUUGCAACAACUCACCACAGUUUUUAUGCGAACUUAGGUUAACUGUAGGUUAAAACUAACAAUAAAAGUAUGUAAGUAAAUACAUAGACAACAAACAGCACAAUAUAUGGGUAAAUUUGAAAAUAACUUAGCAAUGUGGCUAUACAAAAACAACAAACAACAGAAACAACCAAAGUUGAACGAGAAGUUAAAUGACAAACGCAUUGCAGUGAUAUUUUUCAUCAAUAACUUUUAAACUACUUAUAAGAGUUGUGAGCAAAUGACAAAAGUACAGUAAAUUCAACAAACCAUCUGUUAAAAAGCCCAUUUAUGAAGAUAAGAUUUAACAUAAACAAAGAAAAAAUCGUAAAAUGGAGAAGCAUCCAAACUCAAUUACCUACAUAUUCAUAAAUAAAUGUAUAUAUUUAGGCGAUAUUAGUUUAAGAAAAAACAAUAACAACUACUCUUGUGAUAAGAAGGGGAAAGAAUUUAUUUGUAUGUAAAAGACGCUAAAAUUCACACAAGUGCAACGUGAAACAUACAAAGGUUAUUAAUCAAAUGCAAUCACAAAUCGCUCCCGAAUGUAUUGUAUUUCACCAAAGAAUUAACUUGAGGUGAAAACUAAGAGAGAGAAAAUGUUACCAAAAAUUGUUUUCUCAUCGAACAAUAAGAUAUGCAGUAAUGCCACUGGGAAAA
Ceratitis capitata (Mediterranean fruit fly) is the source of this 2040-nucleotide messenger RNA. Its product is annotated as F-box only protein 33. Gene Ontology annotation, molecular function: protein binding. NCBI's taxonomy places the organism in Eukaryota, Metazoa, Arthropoda, Insecta, Diptera, Tephritidae. The transcript has 9 exons. Gene Ontology annotation, biological process: SCF-dependent proteasomal ubiquitin-dependent protein catabolic process; positive regulation of protein ubiquitination. Gene Ontology annotation, cellular component: SCF ubiquitin ligase complex. The record is from RefSeq and is a predicted model, not a curated record. The coding region runs from base 1 to 1359 and encodes 452 amino acids.